Diabrotica virgifera virgifera (western corn rootworm) is the source of this 665-nucleotide messenger RNA. Its product is annotated as mblk-1-related factor 1-like. Lineage: Eukaryota; Metazoa; Arthropoda; Insecta; Coleoptera; Chrysomelidae. Gene Ontology annotation, molecular function: DNA binding. The transcript is spliced from 2 exons. The record is from RefSeq and is a predicted model, not a curated record. Bases 355 to 570 code for a protein of 71 amino acids.
ACUACGUGUUAUUUUUAAGGUAAGAUUGUAUUUUUAUUUAAAAGCGUGUAGUUAAGACACUUAUAGUCCCUAAGGUAGAUCGCGUACAGUAAUAGGGAUUUUAAUUUGGAUUUAAUUACGCCUGUCCAAUAACUAAACUAGAAAACUUGCUGAAUUCUAUUAUGGGACACCUGUCCAAUCACUAGAUAACUAUACUUACCACAUAUUUCUACAAUUUUCAACGUGUUUAUGUAUAAUUAACUGGAGAUAGCAGUAAAAUUAAUUUAGUAAUCGAUUUGACAGUUAUUGGACAGCUGUCCAAUAACUAAAUUUGACCGUCCAAUCACUAAAUUGAUUUUUUAGGAUUGUAGUAAAAUGCCUAAACUUAGAAAAUACGAUAAGAAUAAACUUAUAGAAGCUGUUAAGGAUGUCCAAAAUGGCACUGAAUCGUAUAGAACAGCUGAAAAAAAAUAUGGAAUUCCGAAGUCCACUAUAGAAUUUAAAUUAAAACAUCCGGAACAUAAAGAUACACUUGGACCGUCUCCUAUUUUAACUUGCGAGGAGGAGAAUACUCUGGUUAGGGAUUUUUGAAGCGACAUCCAGAGGUUUCUAAAAGGACAAGUGAAGGUGUAACGGCAGCUAGCGCUUGUGUAUCUGAACGAGACAUCAAAAACUGGUUUAAAAAU